Molecule: messenger RNA, 1779 nt
Organism: Aspergillus uvarum CBS 121591
Lineage: Eukaryota; Fungi; Ascomycota; Eurotiomycetes; Eurotiales; Aspergillaceae
Product: questin oxidase family protein
Exons: 5
Coding region: 1-1368 (455 amino acids)
Molecular function (GO): oxidoreductase activity
Source: RefSeq, a predicted model, not a curated record
AUGGCCACAGCCCAACGAAUCCACCUCUCGCCAGCAGCACAUCCGGGAACCUUCUCCGUCCCCGUCUCCACCUCCAGCCCAGAGAACCAGGAGAGCGGGACAGGUACCAUCACCGAAGCCUCAGCCCGCGCAACCAGCGAAGUCCUACAACAUGACCUGGAACAUCAUCAUGUCUUCUUCAAUGAUCAGGGGUUCCACAACCACACCGUCCACCACAUCCUAAGCACCUACGCCCUCGGCGCCUCAGCGGACGAGAUCCGCACAGCCUACGCGCGCGACCGCGCCUACCAGCGCAAGGCGAUCCCCGUCGACGAGGCGACCGUCGCGGCGCUGUCCGACCGCGGCCGGUUUUUGGAGCUGUUGGGGCGAAGGAAGCACUACUCGGAUUUUCUGCGGUUCUUUCAGCGCGAGAUUGAGCGGGUGGGUGUGGAGGAGGUGUUGAAUGUGUAUCUUUUCAAGGAGGAGGAUGAGGUUGCGAGGGCGAUGUUGGGGCGGUUGUUUGGGGGGCUGGUCCACCCGUUCAUCCAUCUGGGCUUCGGCCUGGAAUUCGAGCAGCCGGCCCUCGUGGCCGAGGCACUGGCGCAGACGGCCAUCCAUGAAGACUGGACGGGCCCGAUGUUCUUCUGGCCGGCUGAGGAGAAGGCCGGGGGCGUGGGGCGGCGCGGGAAGAAGGGUCUGCUGGAGAUUUUGGGGGAGAUCCGCCGGGACGAGACGCUGGCGCGCUCAGUGCGUUGGGAGGAUGGGAACAAGAUGCGCGAUGGCGUGUUGGCCCGCGCGGGCGAGACGAUGCUCGCGUACGCGGCCGAGUAUACGGUGUCGGCGGAGCAGCUGGAGGAGCGGACGGCGGAGAUGAUCAAUACCGUGGUAUACUACACCAGCGCCGCCCAACGCCCCACCAAGCAGAUCAAGUUCGACUUCUUCUACCUGCACAGCCUCAACUCCUCCAUCUUCUUCUCCAAGAUCCUCACGCUCCCGUUCUUGGAGAUCAAGACUAAGCUCCGCCUGCUCGAGUGGAAAGGCCGCAUCGACCUCCUGCUCUACGUCUCCCGCGGCACGCCCACGCUGUACCUCGAUGAGAUCCGGACGUAUCCAAUCGCGCACAGCUGGGAGGAGAUCUUCGCCUUCUGCACCCGCCACCCGCAGGACGACGGCCACCUGGCCAAGCUGGUCCGUGCCGUGGCCCACGGGGAGCGGGCUUGUCGGCCGUUCGAGGACGAGCGUCGCUGGCCGAUUAAGGGGGAUAUGUGGCUGAGGAUUGCCAAUAUGGCAAUGGACUCAACAUCCGACCACGAUCAUCAUCCGAUGUGGGUCCGCUCCACCGGGUUUGACCAGGCCUGGCGCGAAUUCGACGGGCGCGCCGAGCUGUAGGGAUGACACUACUAGGCCUGCGUCAUGGUAGGGGUAUUCUGGAAGUAUGUCUAUGCUGGUUUGUGUAAGCAUGGGAAGCUCUCGCGAGCUAUUCUUAGCCCUGAGCGUCAGCAUAAUCAAUGAAUGGUAGAAUCUGCGUGAAUGGAACAAUGAAUGAGAGAGAAGCUGAACCGAUGACAGCGUGGAAAAAAGGCGAAGGGUCGAGAAUGCGGGUUUGCUUUUGCUUUUUGCAGCUUGCACUGCAGCCCCAUCGGGCGAGGAUCACGUGCUGUAUGGGGCUGUGUAUUGUACUGUACUAUGAUCCUCCGUACUUGUACUGUCCGGUAUAAUGGUCACCAGUAUCUCGAGGCUGAAGUAUAGUAUAGUACAGUCCCUUAUUGUUGUAUACUCAUGAUGAUAUCUUGAUGCAAC